UCGUUCGGCAAGAGGGAAAACUACAUGCCAUCGACUGAAAAACAAAAAACCCACCGUGAAUACAUGGGAGAACGUUUCAAAGAUCCGGCUAAGAAUUUCGUGUGUUCCUUCUUAAACUGUAAAGCUUCAUUUUCCAAGGCAUGGAAGCUGGAAGCUCAUUACUGCAAACACACUGGGCUGAGACCUUUUGCAUGUGAUCGCUGUGAUAAAACUUUUUGCACCCGCUGCCAGCUCACCAGGCACAAUCUGAGCCACAGUGGGAAGAAACCAUACCAAUGUUUAGAGGAUGGAUGUUCAGAGAGCUUUAUCAGUACAGCAGGGUUAAAGAACCAUGUUGAACGUGUGCACCAGCACAAGGAGAAGCACUAUGUGUGUGACUAUGAGGGUUGUGCGAAAGAGUUUCGUAAGAAGAAGCAACUGAGGUCUCACAAAUGUGAGCACAUGAACCAACUACCAUUUGAGUGUCAGUAUGAGGGCUGUGGGAAGAAGUAUACCACCUCUAAAAAGCUGCAAAAACAUGAGAAAGUGCAUGAUGGUUAUCCGUGUGCUGAAGAGGGCUGUGACUUCCAGGGAAGAAUGUGGACGGAGUAUCAGGCACACAGGAAAGCAGCACACAGAGAGGCUCUGCAGUGCGACAGCUGUGCGAAGGUUUUCCAUAAAGCCUGGUUUCUAAAGAAGCACAAACUCUUCGUGCACUUGGGCGUCCGGCGUGUGUUUAAGUGCACCAAGGAGGGCUGUCAGAAAACCUACACCACACAUUUCAACCUCCAGAAUCACAUUCUUUCCUUCCACGAGGGCAUACGCUCCUUCAUUUGCCCUCAUGAUGGUUGUGGGAAAGCGUUCGCCAUGGAGGGAAGUCUGAAGCGACAUGCUGUAGUCCAUGACCCUCAGAAGAAAAAGCUGCAGAAGAAGACCAAACGAGGACGGAAGAAGAAACUUGAACCAAAGACGAAUGUUUCGGAUGACUCUGAGCUGCCUGCACAACUGCACGGGCUGUCUCUAAACACAUCCACGUCCCAGAACAACCCAUGAACAUCGUGCAGUCAAUGAGGACUUCCUAGUUGACUUCAAUUUCAGUAUCCAGCAUAAUAUAAUUUAAAAGCACUACUAAAUAAACUCACUUCUCUGC
Messenger RNA from Ictalurus punctatus (channel catfish), 1129 nucleotides. It is a transcript of the gene gtf3ab, whose product is annotated as general transcription factor IIIA, b. Gene Ontology annotation, cellular component: nucleus. The record is from RefSeq and is marked provisional. Lineage: Eukaryota; Metazoa; Chordata; Actinopteri; Siluriformes; Ictaluridae.